AUUAAAUAAAAUGAAAUAAAUUACGAACUAAAAAGAUUUUUAUUCGCUUUGAUCCCUUUGUUCGCUUAUUCAUAGAAACUGGUUCUGAGCUACUUUCACUUAAAAUACCCUAAAUUUGAAAGCCAUCUCUGAAUCAAGUUGUAACAUGUCUCUGAGUUUUGGUGAAACCCCGCCGGAUAACAAGAAAUUCUUACGAGAAUUUCUCUCACACCUCUACUUGGAAUGUAUGGUGCGCUAUAAAAACGAUACAUUUAUAGGAAAUGCAGUAAAUGAAACGGAGGAAAACACGAUCGAUAUUUUGACCGAAGUACCGAUUUAUCUAGAGGAAGCCGUCCUUAAUCAAGGCUCUAUCGAUUGGGCAAACCUAAACGAAGAGACAUCCAAAUUGCAAGAAUUAUACGCAACCAUAAGCUCAAUGACUGUUGCACCUGAUAUCAGCGAUAUUACGAAUAAUAGCUUUGGCGAAAUCUCAUCGACUUCUUUCUACGAAGAGAGUGAUGACGAUAAAGUUCAUUGUCCUGUGCGUUUCGAUGGCUAUUUAUGCUGGCCCCGUACACCGGGCGGUAGGAUUUUAAGCCAGUAUUGUCCUGAUUUUGUCGAAGGAUUCAAUAGUAAAUUUUUAGCUCAUAAAAUUUGCUUGGAAAAUGGCAGUUGGUAUCGCCAUCCGGAAAGUGGUCUUGAGUGGUCUAACUAUACUAAUUGCAUAGAUUAUGAUGAUCUAGCGUUCCGUCGUUUGGUUAAUGAGUUAUAUGUGAAAGGUUACUCGGUAUCCUGCGUAGCCUUGUGCUUGUCUUUGAUCAUAUUUCUAGGUUUUAAGUCACUACGUUGCACUCGCAUACGUAUUCAUGUUCAUUUGUUUGCUUCGUUGGCCCUCACCUGUAUUGUCUGGAUUCUGUGGUAUAAGUGUAUUAUUGAACAACCCGAGAUGAUUUAUCGUUAUCCGUUACAGUGCAUUAGCCUACAUUUAUUAAUACAUUAUUUCAUGUUGGUUAACUACUUUUGGAUGUUUUGUGAAGGGUUGCAUUUGCAUUUAGUAUUAGUGGUGGUUUUUGUCAAAGACGCUAUAGUUAUGCGUUGGUUUAAAAUUUACUCUUGGUUAGUACCAUGGAUUUUUAUAACCGUUUAUGCCGUGGCUAGAUAUUUUCAUCCUACCGACAAUGCGCACUGCUGGAUGGAUGAAAGUUUAUUGCUAUGGAUAUUUUCCGUACCCAUAACCCUAUCAUUAAUUGCUAGCCUUUUUUUUCUUAUUAACGUGUUGCGCGUAAUAGUGCGCAAAUUGCAUCCACAAUCGUCGCAACCAGCCCCUUUGGCCAUACGUAAGGCUUUACGUGCCACCAUUAUAUUGGUGCCCUUGUUUGGUUUACAGCAUUUUCUAAUACCGUAUCGUCCGGACGCGGGUACACCUUUGGAACGCUUCUACCAGCUAUUGUCGGUUGCAUUGAUUAGUUCGCAAGGAUUUGUCGUAUCCUUUUUGUUUUGUUUUGCCAAUCACGACGUCACUUUUGCUGUUCGCACUUUAUUAAAUCGCAUAGUUCCGGGAUUAGUGUCGCCACCACCGCCCAGCAGCAAUACCGGACAAUUGGCCACCACUACACCCAGUCGAGAAUUGGGCGUUUAAAUGCUUAUAUGUAGAACAAAAACAUAACUGCAUAAAUUGCAAAAGCAAACAAAAGCGAAAAUAUUUUAUACAAAAAAGGAAUAAAUAAAUCGUAUAUAUACAUAUAUGUGUACCUUGACUCCCUUUGACUUACUGAUUUAAUUCCCUUUCUUAUAUUCAUAUUUGAUAAAUGCCUGCAAAUAAAAUUUUAAAAUUUUCCAUUUCACAACUACCACUGCUACUACGAAAUUUUCUGUUUUUCAUUUUUUUUUUUUUUUUUUUUUAAGGUUUUAUGCGUAGUAAUCGUAACGUAAACGAGACGGAACGUUUAAAGUUAGAGCAAGCGACGUGACAAUCACUUGGCUACGCUUAUACACUUAGCUAUAUAGGUGUGAAUCAGAGCAAAUAUCGGAACGUUGAUCUUGAUUUGUAUUUUUAAUUGGACGGCUUCGUCUCUGUUUCAAAAUAAUUUCAAAUAGCAAAGAUUGAUGAAUAUAAAGUUGUAAUGAAUUUUCAAAUACUAGAUGAUGAGAGAGACUUGUCCAGCAGUCAAGUUUUUUAACGCUCUUAUCAACUUUGCCGGAAUUUGUCCGUAUGCCGCCACCUUGCUAUCGGGACUGUUCGUUUCUUAACCGCGCUGUCCAUCUCUGAACCAUUGAACAUACAAAAGUGUUUCCUGGCACUCGUCGAACGUACCCUUCUCUUAAGGUCGCCUGCAAAAUUGCCACUUUAGAUAAGAAAAUAAAGAGUUUCUCGAACACUCGACAACUUUUUCUCUAGACCCUCAAUAUACGCUUCAAUUUUCACAGCGAUACCAUUAUUUGAUUUAAAUCGUUUUUCCUGGCGUAUGAGUUCAAUAUUUAUUAACGGCUAGUAGCUCAAGAUAAACGCUCG
Molecule: messenger RNA, 2491 nt
Organism: Glossina fuscipes
Lineage: Eukaryota; Metazoa; Arthropoda; Insecta; Diptera; Glossinidae
Gene: hec
Product: calcitonin gene-related peptide type 1 receptor
Exons: 10
Coding region: 146-1618 (490 amino acids)
Biological process (GO): adenylate cyclase-modulating G protein-coupled receptor signaling pathway; cell surface receptor signaling pathway
Cellular component (GO): plasma membrane
Molecular function (GO): calcitonin receptor activity
Source: RefSeq, a predicted model, not a curated record